This is a messenger RNA of Harmonia axyridis, 5582 nucleotides long. Its product is annotated as titin-like. Bases 157 to 5523 code for a protein of 1788 amino acids. The record is from RefSeq and is a predicted model, not a curated record. The transcript is spliced from 25 exons. Lineage: Eukaryota; Metazoa; Arthropoda; Insecta; Coleoptera; Coccinellidae.
CCAAUCAUGGCAACUCGUCCUUGUCGUCGAAAAACAAGUUCGCGAUUUUGAAAUAUCCGAAUUAACGUCAAAAUUUCAGUAAUUUCUUAUGUACACAAUAUUAGAAGACAAUCUGGUGGCCACGACAGAUCCGAAACAUCACAGGACGGCUAAACAAUGGUCGAUGCAAUGGGGGAGGUCGGCAAGACUGAUUUCGAAUUUUACGCAAAAUUUGCCAAACCCCUGAUCCUGACUCUGAAUUGCACCGAGGAUCGGAUCUUAGCAGCGUCCUGGUUCUCUAAACUAAGAGACGCAGCCAGUGGUCCAGACAAACUUAGGCUCGACUAUCUGAAGCUGCUUCUGUUCGUCCUCCAACGACACAGAUUGGCCGGACCCUUCACAGAGAACCCCAACGCCAAAGAGGAGCUAGAGGAGUUUGGGGAAGAUUACGAUUUGGCAGCAGUCGCCAGACAGAUCAUCGAUAAGGAACAGAAGGCGAUGAAAGACCAUUACCUGAAGAGGAUAAGGGGGGAGAUUGGAGACUGGCCUCCCUUCAGCACCGACUACUCUCCCGAUCUGAGGGAGUACGUGGCAGCGCAAGACAUACCCAAUUUCGGAGUGCACGUUUACUACGCCAUUUCGAAAGAUCCUAUUCUGGAUUGGGACAAUCCGCAGCAUGCAGUAUUCCCAAGAGAUGUUAAGAGGAUGGAACCACAAGGUCACAUUAGCGAGACCUCCUUCGCCAUUAUGGAGCCAAGACCCGAAACUCCAGACGAAGCUGAGAAGUGUAAGAUCUUGGAAGAAACUGGAGUCAUGCCAGAUGAGAGCAUAUUCAUGGGUAGGAAAUCAAGGGCAAGAAAAUCCCCCUUCGAAAACAUCGACCGUCCAGCUCCACCCCUAGGCGUCCUACCAGGAGAAGGGGAAGGAGGAUUGUUGGAGGAAGAACUGCCCCCUCCGACCUGGGGCUCGAACCUGAUCGAAGUCAGGGAACCCAUAGACCUGGAGGGUCCGGAGACCCCACCACCAGAGGAAGCAGUAUCGCCAGGCGUCUCAGCAGCCGACGUUACACAAGCACCCAGCGACAGGUCGAUUUCACCCAGGAGGGAACUGGACGCGGAGGAUCCCGAAGUAAUCCAGCUGCUAGAGACGUCGUUCAAUAUGGAAGACAUCCUCGCCGAGGUCGACGCAAUGGAGACGGAGGAACCACCUGGGAAGGAGGAGGAAGUCGAUCCUCUGAUACUCGAGGAGCAGCAGAGGUUCAGGGAGAUGGAGGCCGACCUGGAUAGGCACGACGCCAUGAUCGCAGAAGCGCUGGCCACCUUGGAUGACGACGAGAGGAGGAUGCUGAUGGAGAUGGAGGCUGAGGAGGCUGUUGGAAUGGAGCCUAGCCCCAAACCGUCUCCCAAGAUGGAGGUCAAACUGGUCGCAGACGAAGAUACGGUGAUCAAAGUGAUGGUGGAAAAGCCUGAAGCGGUCGUCGAAACCCAGGAGGAGAAACAGCGCAAAGAUGCAGCGGCAGACAAGAAGAAGAAACCGGCAGGUAGAACCGGGCUGAACAAAGGAAAAGCCAAAGGGGCAUUACUGAAACCCGGCGAGAAGAAACAACUGGAAGAGCAGGAGAAGAAAGCGAAGGUGGUAGAGACGAAAACCGGAAUACCAACAGGUCCUUCUAAGAGACCCGGGGUUCCAAAACCCAAAACUUCUAAAGUGAAAGUGACAGCGGCGGCAAGCGAAGGGGAAAUACCUUCGGAAAAACCGAGUAAAACAGAUAGGGGUAAAGCCAUUCCUGGGAAAGGGAUACCAAGGAAAGGAGGCAUCCCUAGGAAAGUUGCAGGCAAGAAACCUGAAGGUACGAUAGAGAUGCAGGAGAUGAAGGAGAGACUGGAAAAGAAACUGCAAGAGACCAAAGAGGCGUUCCCGGAUAAGUUCGCCGCCGAGCAAAUGGCAGGAACGUCUGGAAUCCCGCAAGCCGCCCUUGAAGAACAGGAGGGAGCCAAAGCCAGAGGACCGGUGGACGAAGUUACUAACUUUGUCACAUCCGGUUCUCCUGAAUCAGAUGACAUAUACGACGAGAUGGAAAGAGAAUACCAAAUCUUGGAGAGGUUGUACGAGCUCUACCAACAACUGGCUCCAGACCGGCCAGAUGCGUUGCGGACGCCUCCGGUGUUCAGCAAGCAUCCGGAGAUAAGAAAGCUUGGGGAACAGCUGAGGUACAGGGCCGACGAGUUCGACAUCCGACCGAUGGAGAAGUUCCAACCGGCCGAGCAGUACUUCGCUCGCGAGGGGGCAGCCGCACCUUCUCCUUUUGUUGACCCUAGAAUGGCCGCAAGGGGUGCGCAGCCGGGGAUGACGGUUUCGGAGGGUUCCAUACCCGAGUCAGUGCCGUCGGCCCCAGGUAUCACAGCAGAAACCCCUCCCUGGGCGACUCUAGACGCGCUGAAGAGGAUAGCAGAGCACGCGGAUAGGAGUCUGGAGACGUCGCCGGCCAUCUCGGCCAAGGUGGGAAUGACGACGCCGAAAUCCCCGUCGACGCCGCGACGGCCGGUGAGGCGAGACCUCCGCUUCGAUUUCGACGCCGAGACGCCGCCAGCUUACGAGUCGCCGCCUCCAAGCCCGCCGAAGAUGGACACGCCGGAGUUUCUUAGGGAUCCAGGUUACUUCCUGCCGGAGGUGAUAACGCAAGAGAAGCUGGAGCAGAUGUACGCACACAAGCAGGCCGAGUACGACGCCUACAUCCAGUCGGAGAUGGAAGCGGAGAGGGCCCAAUGGCCGAUCUUACAACCCAAGCCGCCCGCCCCCCAGGCGGUUUCUCCAAGGACGCCACCAGGACCUCCACCGCCCCGCGCCCUGACACCUCCUUCCGUGGGAGGUCCUGGCAUGAUGCCGAGAACUCCGGGUACUCCUCAAGGUCUGCCACCUAGCCAGCGCUUCCAGUACAGCACCCCUCCGAGUCUCAGACCACAAGCGAUAGAGGUGCCUGGCGAGGUGCAGUUCGAGGAAUUCGACCCUCUGGCGCACGAGGAUAUCAUCUAUCAGACGAUGCCCGACCUGGUGCCGACAGACCCGGAAGACUACAUGGACACCCCCAAGUUCGAGGGGUUGCACGAAUGGUACGAUCCGCUGAAGGAGAUGCUGGCCAGGGAGGAGGACGCGGACAUCAUGUUCGACGUAUCGCAGGAGAUGGCGGAUAUAGACCUGGUGCCCGCCGAGGAGGACUAUGCCGCUUACUCGCCUGCGAUAACGCUUCAGCAGAGGCUGAUGGAGCACGAGAUACCCGAAGAUUUCUACGACCCGAGCAGACCAAAGUCCAGAGCGAAGCAGGUGACCAUCGGAUCUACGAAGGUUCAAUUGGCAAGAAAAACCCAACCCACCCAACUGGCCAGGGAGGUUAUCGAGGAAGACAUGUCGGGCGAACAGUUCGAGGAAUACGAGGACAUGAUAAACGCCGAGGAAGAGGAGUUCCUCAACAUCUCUCUGGGUGAUCCAGACAGGAUGGAGUAUCUGAAGAAGAUGGCAGACGAGGCGAAGGAUAUGCCAGAACUGUUCGAAGAAGAACCUCCGGAUCUGUUCGAUGAACAGGACAUGAGCUACCCUCCUUCUCCGAGACCCCCGUCGCCGCCCCCGGUUACUCCGCCCAUGGCACCGGGACGAUUCCAUCUGUUGUACGGCACUCCGGAAAAAACUCCAGAAAAUCUUUUCAUGGAAGAAGAGGAACCUGACUUUUUGGCCAGUCCUGGAAUGCCCUCACCGACGAGGCCCCCGAAGCCACCGACGCCGGAACCGUCGCCGCCGUGGGCGCCUCCGCCGGAGGCCUAUUGGGUCCCUGACAUCUUCGGACAGGAAGACGAGUCGUUCCUGGCCAGUCCAGGCAUGCCGGAGAGGAAGACCAUGCAGCAGAUCUUGAGGGAGGAGAUACCCAGUCCGGUCAGGCUGGGCCCCUCGGCUUGGGAACUGCCGACGCCGCCACCGUCGCCCGUCCAGGUACAGCCGCCGCCGGUGGUAGGCCGUGGAAUGCCGUCUCCGAGGAUGGCGAUUACACCAAGACCAACCUCUCCGAUGGGCUCGCCAGAAAUGGAUGCUAUGGCGCUGAGAAGAGAACUGAUGGGACAUCGAAUAGACUUCGCCAAGAAAGAUCAAGGCUUCCAGGCCGGCCAACAAAUGGUACAAAGGCGAAUGCCGAUGGCUAGACGCUACUUCCCCAUAGGAGAGCAUGCCGGUUAUGAGGAAUCGCAGAAACUCUACUCCGAGGCUGAAGACUAUAGGGAGAUGAUGUCCGGUCUGCCUCCGGCACCUCCCCCAGGUCCCUACCCGGAGGAACUGAUGGGAUACGAGUACGAGGGCCGGUUCCCCUACCAGGAGACCAUCCUGGACCAGCCCUUGCCGCCGAUAGAAGACCUGCCUUCCCCGAUAGCUCCCCAAAGACAACUUUUCGGCUGGCAGACACCACCGCACCAGAAGAUCGGCCCACUGCCGACGCAUCGUUUCAGAUCGCCCACUCCUCCACGUCAACCGGACGUCUUCCAGCAGAUGGCGCCCCACGUCAGGGCUCAAAGGCCGAGGGAGGAUAUUGGCUUCAUGGAUCUCAGAGAGGAGGACGUCUUCCCUCCAGAGCUGUUGGGCGACAGUUACGGCAGUCCCAUGGUACCGGCUUCGUUGAUGGCGCCCGGACCGGUGACGUCGCCGCCGUCCUUGGCUAUACCGACGAUGACGAUGGAUCAGCAGAUGAGCCAGGCGGAGCAGAGGGCCCAGUGGCAGGCUCAGCAGAUAAUAUCUCCGGAACGGACCCCUUCGAGACCGACUUCUCCGGCGAGGACUCCGACGGGCAGGCCGAAACCGGCCACCUGUAUGCCCAGACCUGCGCCUUGUAUGCCAAAACCGCCACCUCCGCCGGAACCGAAGAAGCCGCCUUGUUCCAGACCGCCGGAAACCACGCCGAAGGUCCUCAAGAGGGUGAAAGAGGCUAGCUUUUCCUCCGAGGUGUACGAUCCGGACAGUCCUGAGAAUUCCAGGAGAUGGACUAAAGGAAGGACUAUGUUGGAGUUCAAUCGCCCUGAAGAAGGCGACCAACGAAGACCUGUGGUCACUCCACCAUCCCAAGGAGUUGCUGUAUAUCCAAAAGGACCUCCGAUAUCCGCGCCGGUAUCACCAAUGCCAAUGCCUAUGCCUAUGCCGAUGCCGAUGCCCAUGCCGAUGCCUAUGCCUAUGCCACAAAGACGUCCCAGAGUUGGGAGGAUUGCUAGACCUGUGGCUCCCGGAGCAACACCUAGGGCACCUGGUGGGAUGUUGCCCAGAAGGAAUAUCCUGGCCGGAGAACCUGGUGGUAUGCCACCGCGUAGAAGACUCUUUGGACCGCCCCAACCGCCGGCUCCAGUGCAGCCCCAGAGGGUGUGUCCGGCGGCCCCCAAGGGAGAGAAGAUCGAGAUUGUCGAGGAGUUCGAAGAAACCGAAGUGGAUUACAUACCGGAGCAUCUGCGUGGCUACAGAUGGAUGGACGAACCAGAGGCAGACCCAUAUUAUGUCGAAUUCAGAAGACAAUUUAGUUGAAAAGUAUCUGUCAAUAAUGCUCAAAGAGGAUAAUUUUGAGAAUAAACCGUCUUUGUCGA